GUUUCUUCCUAAUCUGAUAAUACAACUGUUUACUGAUCGAAUCAUUUCAGUCUCUCUCUCUCUAUCUCUCGCUCAAUCCAAGCCCUAAAACCAGACAAAACUCCUUUCCUCCACUGGAUUCUCUUCUUUUGGAUGAUAAUUUCUUCUGAUUUGCUGCUUCACUUGUUCUGUUUUGUGUUGUUAAAAUGGGAGCAAGCCGCAAGCUACAAGGCGAGAUCGAUCGAGUCUUGAAGAAGGUCCAGGAAGGCGUCGAUGUCUUUGACAGCAUUUGGAACAAGGUUUAUGAUACAGAUAAUGCGAAUCAAAAGGAGAAGUUUGAGGCAGACUUGAAGAAGGAGAUCAAGAAGCUGCAGAGGUACAGAGACCAGAUCAAAACAUGGAUACAGUCCAGCGAGAUCAAAGAUAAGAAG
This is a messenger RNA of Carica papaya (papaya), 410 nucleotides long. The record is from RefSeq and is a predicted model, not a curated record. NCBI's taxonomy places the organism in Eukaryota, Viridiplantae, Streptophyta, Magnoliopsida, Brassicales, Caricaceae.